GAGGAAAAGAGUUGUACUAACUUCUUUCCAGAAGACAGAAUGAAUAACUCCUCUUGUCCUCGUGUCAACAUUGACUUUACAACAAGAUUUCUGCCUCCUGUUUUCAUCUUAGUCUUCAUCAUUGGUCUGGUAGCCAAUGGAUGUGGAUUGAAGUCUUUGCUGCACAACUGGAAGAAGUUAAAGAUCGUCAAUGUUUUUGUUCUCAACCUUGGACUAGCAGAUAUUCUGUAUCUGCUCACACUCCCAUUUUUGAUGGUGUACUACUUUAAGACAGAGAAUUGGAUCUUUGGAGAUACAUUCUGCAAGAUAACAAGAUUCUGCUUCAAUCUGAAUUUAUAUGGCAGCAUCUGGUUCCUGACUUGUAUAAGUGUGUGCAGGUACCUGGCUAUUGUCCAUCCAGUGAGAAUGAUGGGAAGAUUAACUGUCACUCACUCUGUGGGGAUCUCAGUCAUGGUUUGGCUGUUGGUGAGCAUUCAAAGUCUUCCAGACAUGUUCUACAGCAAAACAUCUGGAAACAACAUUGUGCAAUGUUAUGAUACCACUAGUUCCAUCUAUGUUGAGGAUUACCUGAAAUACAGCCUUGGAUGGACACUCACUGGGUUUUGUAUCCCAUUCCUCAUCACACUGGGCUGCUAUGGACAUGUGAUUGUCGUUAUCUGCCGCAUAAAUUCCAUCGACAAGGUACUGAAACAGAGAAGCUUGAAGUUGUUGUUCAUCACGAUUCUUCUCUUCUCUGUUUGCUACAUCCCCUAUCAUGUAUUGAAGAACCUCAGCCUCUGGUCAAGAAUUUCAAGGAAACAGAAUAUAUGCCGUGAAUGGUUCAAUGGAGUCUACAUUGCUAAACAGAUAAGUCGUGGCCUUGUGUGUCUGAACAGUGCUCUCAACCCUCUGGUUUACCUCCAUGGAAGUGAAGAUAUUCCUGCUCGGCUCAGACGACUACUCCAGCGAGCUACUCAGUUGUUCAGCCAUCCACCUCCAACAAACUCUAGUAGUGUGGCCAUGGCUCAAAUCACAUAUGAAGGUGUAACACAAGAAAAAUAGUAACAUGUUAAACAUUAUACUGUAUAUAUUAAUUGCCCGUCAAGCCGUUUUACGGCUGCCUAUCGCCCCUAGUUAAAUUCCCCUGGCGUAAAUUGUCUGAUAUGCGAGUGAAAUUAAACAAUUGUAUUCCACCAUCUGCCACUGUUACACAUUUAUUGUACCGGCUCAAGGUUUUAUCUAUGUGAUUGUCAUAUUACUGUUAACAAGCUCAAAAAAACUCAGAUUAAAAAAGAAAAUUCACUCUCUUCUUUUCUAUUCUGAAAAUGUCGCUGUUCACUUUCAGAAAGGUUUGCUGAGAGAACAUGACGACAUAUUGUGGUUGCAGUGGGGAGGCUCCGUGCUAUGUAUGAUUUCUUUGGAUCGAAACAGGAAGUUCAUAGUGCGAAGGUGUAAAAAUAAAGAGGAUGCAAAUUGUAUGAGCUUCACCGACUGCAACACCCCUGUAUCAACUGCACAUCAAAGGGAUGCACAGGAAGACCAUAAAAGAAUAACAGCAGAUUAAUGUAUAUUGGUACUGGUACUGCAUAUAUAUAUAUACUGUGUCAGCAUAGUUGUCCAAAAAUCCUUCAACUUUAGUGAUUUUACUGUGUGGAAAAAUAGUAAUCAUUUUGAUUAAGCAUGGGUUGAGGAAAACAGUAUUGGACAACAUAUUAAAUGAUGGAGAUUACAGAUCAGAAAAAGAUAAAAUAGCUCGGACGACUACUUCAGCGAGCUCGUCAGAUGUCCAGCCGUCUGUUUAUGUCAAACUCUGCUAGUGUGGCCAUGGCUCAGAUAUCAGAUGAAGCUUAACACAAGAAAAACGUGUUUAACAGUGAACUGUUAAACAUUAUACUGUAUAUGUCAUAAUAUUCUUUUUAAUAUGCAGUUUAG
Messenger RNA from Sebastes umbrosus (honeycomb rockfish), 1911 nucleotides. Its product is annotated as P2Y purinoceptor 1-like. The record is from RefSeq and is a predicted model, not a curated record. Gene Ontology annotation, cellular component: membrane. Gene Ontology annotation, biological process: G protein-coupled receptor signaling pathway. The transcript has a single exon. Bases 40 to 1041 code for a protein of 333 amino acids. NCBI's taxonomy places the organism in Eukaryota, Metazoa, Chordata, Actinopteri, Perciformes, Sebastidae. Gene Ontology annotation, molecular function: neuropeptide receptor activity.